UAGAAGAUGGAGUGGUCUCCCGGCAAGUUUUGGGGAGUGCUUGGGGUUACUGCUAUUAUUACAUGUCCUCCUCCAUUCGAGUCAAAGCCUGCCCAGGCGGUUACUAUGUCUACGAAUUUGUAAAACCACAAUAUUCAUGUUCAGCGUACUGCACAGAUAUCAGCACUCUGUCCCAGACAGAAUUCUCAACAAAUCCAACCAUGGUGACCAAAUUCAGCACGCCCUUGUCUACUAUCAACACCAAUUCUGACCCGUGCUAUAACUACAAAAGUCUUGAUAAUGAAUGGAGAAGCACACGCAGUUACUGGAGUAUACAACAUGAUGACACCAUUGCUGAAUGGGACGGCUGGUAUCGACUGUUUAUUAAUGGGAUGAGUGCUGAGAUGCCUGAGUGGUGUCUGAAUGAUAUGACAUGUGGUGGUUACAGCCCUCUAUGGCUUGGUGGCUCUCAUCCACGUCUAGAAGACGGAGUUGUUACUCUUGAAGUCCAUGGCAGCUCUCGAUACCAGCAGUGCAGUUCCUACAGAUCCAAUCCAAUCCAAGUCAAAGCGUGUCCUGGCGAUUAUUAUGUCUAUGAACUUACCAAACCAAAUGUGGCAAUCCCAGCCCCUGUAUAUUGUGCAGUUGCUUUUAACAGUCCGAGUGUCGACCCCUGUGACAGCUACACCAGUCUGGAUGAGUUUUGGAGAUCCCCCAGCUAUACUUACUAUUCCUAUUAUUAUUAUUACUAUUCAAUGUGUGAUUAUAAUGUCAACUGGAAUGGCUGGUACAGACUCUUCUCUCAGGGUCAGAGUGCUCAGAUGCCUGAGUCAUGUGUAACUUCUGGCUCGUGUGGCACUUCUCAUCCGUUGUGGCUCAGUGGCACUCACCCACAGCUGGAAGAUGGAGUGGUCACCCGACAAGUCUGUGCUUCUUCAUGGGGUGACUGUUGCGGUUACAGGUCCCAUCCAAUACAAGUGAAAGCCUGUCCGGGGAAUUACUAUGUCUAUGAGUUUGUCAGUCCAACAUUCUGUUCAGCGUACUGUGCAGAGGUUAGAAGUCUAAACCCCUCAACAACAACAACAACAACAACAACAACAACAGAGACAACAACAAUCACAGAGUCCACUUCAUCUCUGCCCAUCACAACCACUGCUACUUUGGACAGCCUCAUUUAUGAUCCUUGUGACAACUUUACGUCUCUGGAUCGUCCCUGGAGAGCCACAAACGAAAGUGGAUUGUAUAUUUGUGAUGAAAAUUUCUCCUGGGAUGGAUGGUACCGACUUUUCUACAAUGGAAAGAACAUCCAUAUGGCAGAAAACUGUGUUAGUUCAUACAGCUGUAACGCUUACGUGAGUCUGUGGCUCAGUGGUGGUCACCCUCAUAUAGAAGAUGGAGUGGUCUCCCGGCAAGUUUUGGGGAGUGCUUGGGGUUACUGCUAUUAUUACAUGUCCUCCUCCAUUCGAGUCAAAGCCUGCCCAGGCGGUUACUAUGUCUACGAAUUUGUAAAUCCACAAUAUUCAUGUUCAGCGUACUGCACAGAUAUCAGCACUCUGUCCCAGACAGAAUUCUCAACAAAUCCAACCAUGGUGACCAAAUUCAGCACGCCCUUGUCUACUAUCAACACCAAUUCUGACCCGUGCUAUAACUACAAAAGUCUUGAUAAUGAAUGGAGAAGCACACGCAGUUACUGGAGUAUACAACAUGAUGACACCAUUCAUGAAUGGGACGGCUGGUAUCGACUGUUUAUUAAUGGGAUGAGUGCUGAGAUGCCUGAGUGGUGUCUGAAUGAUAUGACAUGUGGUGGUUACAGCCCUCUAUGGCUUGGUGGCUCUCAUCCACGUCUAGAAGACGGAGUUGUUACUCUUGAAGUCCAUGGCAGCUCUCGAUACCAGCAGUGCAGUUCCUACAGAUCCAAUCCAAUCCAAGUCAAAGCGUGUCCUGGCGAUUAUUAUGUCUAUGAACUUACCAAACCAAAUGUGGCAAUCCCAGCCCCUGUAUAUUGUGCAGUUGCUUUUAACAGUCCGAGUGUCGACCCCUGUGACAGCUACACCAGUCUGGAUGAGUUUUGGAGAUCCCCAGCUAUACUUACUAUUCCUUAUUAUUAUUACUAUUCAAUGUGUGAUUAUAAUGUCAACUGGAAUGGCUGGUACAGACUCUUCUCUCAGGGUCAGAGUGCUCAGAUGCCUGAGUCAUGUGUAACUUCUGGCUCGUGUGGCACUUCUCAUCCGUUGUGGCUCAGUGGCACUCACCCACAGCUGGAAGAUGGAGUGGUCACCCGACAAGUCUGUGCUUCUUCAUGGGGUGACUGUUGCGGUUACAGGUCCCAUCCAAUACAAGUGAAAGCCUGUCCGGGGAAUUACUAUGUCUAUGAGUUUGUCAGUCCAACAUUCUGUUCAGCGUACUGUGCAGAGGUUAGAAGCCUAAACCCCUCAACAACAACAACAACAACAGAGACAACAACAAUCACAGAGUCCACCUCAUCUCUGCCCAUCACAACCACUGAGGUUAGAAGCCUAAACCCCUCAACAACAACAACAACAACAGAGACAACAACAAUCACAGAGUCCACCUCAUCUCUGCCCAUCACAACCACUGAGGUUAAAAGCCUAAACCCCUCGACCACUUCAGCAACUACAACAACAACAACAACAACAGAGAAAACAACAAUCACAUGGUCCACUACAUCUAUGCCCAUCACAGCCACUGCCAUAACAGACCCAUGUGCUGAGCUCAAUUGCACUGAUGACGAAUGGUGUGGGGAGAAAGAUGGAUUCUAUGGUUGUUUAUGUAAAGAGAACCAUCCCCGACCUGACCCUGACUAUUAUGAUUCCAUUGAAAUUUGUGAAAGCAGUUCUGGUUCCCUCUCUCUGUCCCGUUGUCAGCUUUUUGAGGAUGGUUUUCCUGCUGAAAAUCUACACCUCAGUGAUGCUAACUGCAAAGGAACUGUCCAGCAUGGCAGAGUGGAGUUCCAUUUUGAUAGCAAUGACCACCUCUGUGGUACAAAUCUUGUGGCUAAUGGUACACACUUUAUCUAUGAGAAUGUUAUUUUGGGUGAGGUGGAAUCAACUCAACUCAUCAGCAGGAAGAGACAUCUGAAGUUGCCUUUCUCCUGUAUAUAUUCUCAAAGCCAAACAUUUUCAAUGAAUGUGCAAAUCAAUCCUCUGGAAAGCAUUUUGCACAGGACGAUUCCUGCUGGUCAAGGCACAUAUAAAGUCAGGGUUGUUCCAUAUCAGGAUCCUGAGUUUUCCCAACCUUUCACUGGUAGUGUGAAUGUGGAGGUGAAUCAGCUGAUUUUUGUGGAAGUUCUCGUGGAUGGGAUUGAUGGCCAACAGUUUGCAAUGCUGAUUGACGCAUGUUGGGCAACACCUGUGAAUGACCCUCAUUAUCAUGUCCGCUGGGACCUCAUUGUUGGAGAGUGCCCCAAUCCAAAAGAUGACACAGUGGAUCUGCUGCAGAAUGGUGUGUCCACAUCAGGUCGUUUCUCCUUCAGAAUGUUUGCAUUCACUGCAGACUCUUAUAAGAUUUUCCUGCAUUGUUCUGUUCACCUUUGCCUUCUGAAAAACAAUGACUGCCUACCGCACUGUAACCCUGGUCACCAGAGGAGAAUACCCAGGUCUGUGGAUUUCCAUGACACAGCUUCCAUAACUAUGGGUCCUCUGAUCUGGUCUGAUAGGAAACCUGAUUCAUAGGUCACAGACCAAGUGACGGUGUCCAGGACCUCAGUUCUGUGUGGUUCUUUGAUGGCUUUGCUUGUUUCUCUCUGUCAAGACCUUGUUUUAGUAUUUUCCCACAAAUAGUAGGAAACUUUUUAGAUAGAUCUGGUUGAAUUAUACACUGUACAUUUAUCAUAACAUAUAUCAUUAGUGUGAUGGCCAUAGUUUGUUUACUUACAAAGCCUCACUAUCUGAAAAAUUACUUGAUAUUAUUAAAUUGUGAUUAUUAUUAUAAUUUGUUUAUUUAUUAAUUUUUUUCUGAAUGUGACAUUCUUGAUUAUUCUUGAUUAUUA
Messenger RNA from Xyrauchen texanus (razorback sucker), 3988 nucleotides. RefSeq lists its product as uncharacterized. The record is from RefSeq and is a predicted model, not a curated record. Lineage: Eukaryota; Metazoa; Chordata; Actinopteri; Cypriniformes; Catostomidae.